Messenger RNA from Anguilla rostrata (American eel), 4900 nucleotides. RefSeq names its product solute carrier family 16 member 5a (gene slc16a5a). Lineage: Eukaryota; Metazoa; Chordata; Actinopteri; Anguilliformes; Anguillidae. Gene Ontology annotation, cellular component: plasma membrane. Bases 339 to 2036 code for a protein of 565 amino acids. Gene Ontology annotation, molecular function: monocarboxylic acid transmembrane transporter activity. The transcript is spliced from 5 exons. Gene Ontology annotation, biological process: transmembrane transport; monocarboxylic acid transport. The record is from RefSeq and is a predicted model, not a curated record.
AGAUCUUAAGUUCGGUCACCCGCCCCCACCGUGCUGGCCCCCUCCUCGUUUGGACAGCCCUUUCACGUUUCUUCGUCCUGCGUUCACCUUUUCGUCACAAUACAUCUUUAUUCUUCAGUAGGAGUACAUCAGAAAAAAACUGCUUCACUGAACCUAGCGUUUUAUAACCUACUUCUUUUACGACGAACUUGCAACUUGCGUCUGUCUAAUUUGGAGAUAUCCUACCUCGUAGCUUCCUUCGAAGUGCUUUCUGUUUCCUCCCAUAGGCUACGAACACGAUACUGUUGCUGCGUAUACUUGGAUGAAAUAUGGACGAAUUCAAGAGCUGAGCCUAACGAAUGGGUGGCCAGGGAGAGGCACCGCAUCUGAGGAUGAGGCAGAGUGAGGGCCACACUGCCACCGACAGGCCGGGAGGUAAAAGCGCGGGCGUGAUCAUGGAGACGGGGGCCAGGUCCUCCCCUCAGUCAGCCGGCACGGGCACAGGGCCCCAGACGGUAGAACCCUCCGACAGCGACUCGGAGGAACGGGACGAAGGGGAGCGGCAGAGCGCGUUGCCCGUGGCCGCGAAUAGCACCGUAGGGGGAGCUUCAAUGGGCCAGCAGGAGGCGCCAGACGGUGGGUGGGGCUGGGUGGUGCUGGUGGCCAGCAUCCUGGUCCUGGCCCUCACCCUGGCCUUCCCGUCCUGCAUCGGCAUCUUCUACACCGACCUGCAGGCGGCUUUCCAAGCCAGCAACAGCGAGACUUCCUGGGUACCCUCCAUUAUGACGGCGGCGCUGCACGCAGGAGGUCCGCUGUGCAGCGUGCUGGUCGAGCGGUAUGGUUGCCGUGCAACAGUCAUGCUGGGCGGGGUCCUGAGUGGGUUGGGUAUGGCAGCCAGCUCCUUCACCAACAGCAUCAUGGAGCUUUACAUCACUGCCGGGGUCAUCACAGGGCUGGGGUUCUGCUUUAGCUUCCAGGCGGCGGUGACCAUCCUGGGCCAGUACUUCGUGCGGCGGCGCGCGUUCGCCAACGCCAUGUCCUCCACGGGCACCGCCAUCGGCCUGUCCACCCUGCCCUUCCUGGCCGAGUUCCUGCGCAGCCAGCUGGGCUGGAGGGGCAGCUUCCUGGUGCUGGGGGGCGUGCUGCUCAACUGCUGCGUGUGCGGGGCGGUCAUGAGGCCCGUCAGCCCCAAGUACGGGGGCCCCGCGGCGGGCCGAGCGCCGGAGCGCCGCCCCCCGCCCUCCGCCCAGACCAAGGGGGCGGGGCCGGGGGAGCGGGCGCGGGCGUGGCUGAGAGCCACGGCGGCCUUGCUGUCGCGGAACAUGGCCUUCGACCUGUUCUGCAGCAACCCGCGCUUCGCCGCCUUCUCCCUGGGCGUGACCUGGAUGAUGCUGGGCUUCGUGGUGCCGCUCAUCUUCCUGGUGCCCUACGCCACGACGCACGGCAUGGAGCAGGGCAGCGCCACGCUGCUGCUGGCCAUCCUGGGCUUCGUCAACAUCGUGGUGCGCCCGCCCGCCGGCCUGCUCUUCGGCCUGCCCUGGUUCCGCGGGCGCCACGUCUACGUCUUCUCAGCGGCGCUGCUGGUCAACGGGCUGAGCAACUCGCUGUGCUGCCUGGGGGCCAGCUUCCAGGUGCUGCUGGGAUACGUGCUGACCUACGGCCUGUCCAUGAGCGUGGUGGGCUCCCUGCUCUUCACCGUGCUCAUGGACGUGGUGGAGAUGAGGCGCUUCCCCGCCGCCCUCGGCCUUCUCGCCAUCAUGGAGAGCGUCACGCUGCUGGUGGGCCCGCCCCUCGCCGGCAUGGUGGUGGACCGCACGGGGGACUACACUUACAUGUUCUAUACCUGCAGUGCCAUCGUGGCCUCGUCUGCGCUCUUCAUCAUGCUGGCUUUUUACUGGCUGGACAGACGGGACAGGGAGCUGUCACGCCCCUCAAAUGCUGAAGUGGGUCCACAGAAGCCAGGGGUCACCCUCACACCAAACUGCCAAUAUAACAGCGUGCCGACAGGGGGGGGCCCGGCCCCCACCACAAAGACUGCUGACGUCAGCAGUGUGUGAACACGCACUUGUCGGUGCACACACAGAAGCACACACACACACACUUGCACACAGAUGCGCACAGAUAUACACGCAUGCACACAUACACACACUCACACAGACACGCAGACACGCAACGCUCACGCAUGCUCACACACGCGCACAAAAACGCACAUGUUUUUAGUGCACAAAUGUGCACUUCUGUGCAGACGGGUAGUUCAUUAGGAAAUCAUGCACUUUCACCUCCUCAGGCCACUGAAGAUCCGAGUGUCACUCACUGCCUUCAGGACUAAUUCUCACACUAUCUGAAAAUUGCACACCACCUGGAACCCUGCCCAUCGCACUCCUGGCCAAUCGCUGUGGGAAGUGGGCGUGGACUUCAGAGGUGGGACGCGGAAACACCCACCCCCCUCACUCCGACUGUCGGAAAGGAGCUUUCAGAUGCUACCCGACAUUCCGAACGGCAGUUCGCUUGAAGACCGCAGAAGCCUUGACCUCACGCGCAGGAACGUGGAAGUUGGUGCUCUGCUGUUACUCAAGCUGCGGUUGCACUGGUUCACAAGCAGAUAAAAACAUCCACGCUUGCACGCAGCAUAGAUUCUACAGCAGUGUAGAAUGAUAUGUACUGAAUUACUGUGUGUAUUACCAAAGUAAGAACAGAGGGAAAGCCUGUUAAACAAGUGGCUAAGUUCAGCUUUGUUGUCAUGGUGUUUACGAUCACCCAAGCCAACCCGACUACCAUCAGUUAAGGGGGAAAGAAAGGCAUUUCAGGAGUAAUUGUACUGCUUCCUCAAAUGUGACUGAUGUGACUUCCUCAAAAGAGAGCAUUUUUAAGUGAUUAUUCCACAGCCAAGUAGCCUGUGUUAUGUUAACAGGGGCCUAUACAUACAUAUAUAUAUUUAAUAUAUAUAUAUAUAUAUAUAUAUAUAUAUAUAUAUAUAUAUAUAUAUCGUAUUCAUAUAUAGGCCAAAAGUAUUAGGCCACCUGUGGUUAAAAAUAAUAACUUCAGGUAAAGAAGAUUUCAGUGAAUAUAUGUACAUUUACUGAAUAACGAAUUAAAGUAAAAACUUUUUUUCAGUUUCUAUGAACAAUAACACAAAUAGAUUAGAUUUUUAAUAUAAUCCUAGACACAACUUUCCUUGAAAUAGCCUUAUUUGGCCUUAAUUACAAUGAAACUACUUACUGGAAAUGUAUCAUUUUGCAAAGUGGGCAGUGGAGGGGUAAUUAAAUUGGCUCCACACAUCUAAGCCUAACUCCUUCUUUGCCAUAUUUCUGUUUUACUUGCAUUAAGUAUUGUGCUACUUGUGGUUGUACAUUUUUUUUAAGGUCGAUAAUAUUUCAGUCAGUUUAACUAGCCCUCCCACCCCUCCACUUCUCACUUUGUAAAAUAAUUGGAUAGACUUCAAUAAUUAAUUUAAUUGUAAUUAAACCCGAAGGAGGCUAUUUUGAUGAAAGUCAAGUCUAAGAUAGUUUAAGUCAUCUUUUAGUGUUACUGUAGGUAGAAAUUGGAAAAAAAGUUUGCACUUUGGUUUGUUAUUCAAUAAAUACUCAUAUAUUAACUGAAUUUGUCUCUACCUAAAUAAAAAAAAUGUUUUUAAACCACAUACUGAACAGCACUUCUGGCCUGUACUGUGUGUGUGUGUAUGGGUGUGUGUACAGUAUAUUAUAUAUAUAUAUAUAUAUAUAUAUUUGUGAGAGUGGAGUCCCCACAUUUUCAGUUAACGCGUGACUUACAGGUCUAACUGUUACUCUGGUGUUUCCUUUUGCUGGGAUGGUUCACAUAUAACAGAGCAACGUGUAUCUUGGUUUUAGCCUGUAUUUUAAUCAGUAGAGAUUUACAUUUGGAGUCAGAGGCAUCAUGAAGACCAGAGGACUAACUAUGGCUGAAAAACAACUAAUCUGUAAGCUGAGAGACCAGAGGAACUCAUUACAAAUGAUAGCAGAAACUGGGUAUAUCAAGUAUAGCGCUUUUGGAAAGUUUUGAAAAAUGAAGCCGUCACUGGUGGUCUCAGAAGUAAACACCGUACAGGUCGGUCAAGGAAGACAACUGCUGUUGAUGACAGAUGAAUCCUAAGAGCUGUGAAGGAAAAACCCUAAAACACCAGUCAGUGACAUCACCAGUCUGUGGGGGGUGCUGUUGGAUUCUGUUGUUAUGAAAUGUUCUAUUGCCAUUCCAUUUAAAAUCUGUACCGCUGGUUCUGCGAUAGGGGAUGAAUAACGUAAUUACAAAAGUAACGUUAUUUACCUUAGAUAAACAUUGGAUCGUGUGGCCCGCCCUCGUGGUCGUGUGCCCCCCCCCCCCCCCCCUAGUGGUUGUGGCCCUAAACAACCGCAUAGACCGUUUAUGCCACGGGCCGGCCCUGGAAAUAUGGAGCAGGUAGUGUUAUGACUUGAGCAUGUAUGGCUGCUUCUGGAAUGGGCUCACUCGUCUUCAUUAAUGAUGGAUGGUAACAGGAUGGCAGCAGUAGGGUGAAUUCUAAAGCGUACAGUCAGAUUUUUGUCGUCCGGCUUAUGUACAAAUAAAUUCCUCCAACCUCAUUGGCUGGCGCUUCAUCCUGCAGCAAGACAAUGACCCCUAACAUAUGUAUUUCACUUGCUGAAGUGUGAGGGUGAAGCUGAAAAUCCACCAAAACACGGAGCAACUGAAAGCGGUGAAGGUCCAUAAAAGCAUUUCCUUGGAGGAUAACGAACUUUAUGUGAUGUCAUUGGGUUGUAGACGUGAUGCAGCUAUUGAAUUUACGGGCCAUUUGCCCAAAUGCUUUGAUUUACGUUCAUCUGUUAGUUUUGCAUAGCUGAAAAUGGUGGGGACUCAACACAAAAACAGCUGGGUCUGUAAAAUGGUAAUACACGUGUACAUACCAUGGAAUAAAAGCUGAUUGUCUGUA